Molecule: messenger RNA, 3553 nt
Organism: Periophthalmus magnuspinnatus
Lineage: Eukaryota; Metazoa; Chordata; Actinopteri; Gobiiformes; Gobiidae
Product: oocyte zinc finger protein XlCOF6-like
Exons: 3
Coding region: 107-2143 (678 amino acids)
Source: RefSeq, a predicted model, not a curated record
GGGGGCAGCAGUGCACUAACCGUGUCUACUCUGCUGCACAAAAAGCAGGCAGACAGAGCCUCGUGUGCGGUUAGCUCGGAGCUAAAGCUAAAAACACUUUGUUAAAAUGUCCAAAGGCCAAACGCUGAGAGCUUUGGUGAAUGAGCGGCUGACUGCGGCUGCUGAAGAGAUCUUUGCGCUGUUUGAAAGAACGAUAGCGGAGUAUGAGGAGGAACUGUGUCGCUCCAAAGAGGAGAACCAGAGGAACCAGGACACUCCACAGACUCCACGGAUUAAAGAGGAGCCAGAGGAGCAGAGCGUCAAACAGGAGGAAGACACGCUCCCAGCACAGCUCCCAGUGGGCGUCCCAGAGUCCAGUGCUGUCUGUGUGAAGACAGAAGAGUCCUCACUGCUUCAACAUAGACAAACUGAGCACAGAGAGGAAACACAGGGAGAGGACAUCAGAACAGAGCCAUAUUUACACUCAGAGACUGAGGAACACACGGAGCACUCCUCUGACACUGACAAUGAUGAAGACUGGAGAGCUCCAUUCAGCUGUUCAGCUGCACAGAUGGAGACAGAGGCUGAUGGAGACCACUGCAACCAAGUCCAGAAAGGCCAAACGCUGAGAGCUUUGGUGAAUGAGCGGCUGACUGUGGCUGCUGAAGAGAUCUUUGCGCUGUUUGAAAGAACGACAGCGGAGUGUGAGGAGGAACUGUGUCGCUCCAAAGAGGAGAACCAGAGGAACCAGGACACUCCACAGACUCCACGGAUUAAAGAGGAGCCAGAGGAGCAGAGCAUCAAACAUGAGGAAGACACGCUCCCAGCACAGUUCCCAGUGGGCGUGCCAGAGUCCAGUGCUGUCUGUGUGAAGACAGAAGAGUCCUCACUGCUUCAACAUAGACAAACUGAGCACAGAGAGGAAACACAGGGAGAUGACAUCAGCACAGAGCCACAUUUACACUCAGAGACUGAGGAACACACGGAGCACUCCUCUGACACUGACACUGAUGAAGACUGGAGAGCUCCAAUCAGCUGUUCAGCUGCACAGAUGGACACAGAGGCUGAUGGAGACCACUGCAACCAAGUCCAGAUCAGAGCCAGAAGCAUCGCUACACCAAACUCAGGUCUAUCCCCCAAAUACAAGUCUGCACCAGAGACCAGUCCCACUGUGAACUAUGGAGACAUGUCAGGAACAGCCCAAGGAGCUGACAAGAAGAAACACCAGUGUUCUGUGUGUAAGAAGAGCUUUGGAACAAAGCGGGUUUUACAACAACACAAAGGAGUGCACACAGGAGAUAAACCAUUCAGCUGUUCAACCUGUGAGAAAACAUUUUCUAAAAAAGCCCAUCUACAUGAACAUUUAAAAAUGCACACCGGUGAACGACCUUACAGUUGUUCAGAAUGUGGGAAGACAUUUGCCCUAAAGUGUAGUCUAGAUGCACAUUUAAGAAUACACACAGGUGAACGACCUUACAGCUGUUUAACAUGUGAGAAGACAUUUGCCACAAAGGGUAAUCUAGAUAAACAUGUGAGAACACAUACUGGAGAGAAACCAUUCAGCUGCUCAAUAUGUGAGAAAACAUUUUCUCAAAAGGCCAAUCUACAUGAACAUCUAAAGACACACACCGGUGAUCGACCUUACAGUUGUUCAAUGUGUGAGAAAACAUUUUCUCAAAAGGCCAAUCUACGUGAACAUGUUAAGUUACACACUGGUGAACGACCUUUCAGCUGCUCAGAAUGUGAAAAGACAUUUGCCACAAAGUCUUGUCUACAUAAACACGAGAGAACGCACACUGGUGAACGACCUUACAGCUGCUCAACAUGUGAGAAAACAUUCACGAUGAAGUGUAAUUUAGAUGCACAUAUGAGAGUACACACAGGUGAACGACCAUUCAGCUGCUCAAUAUGUGAGAAAACAUUUUCUCAAAAGCCUCAUCUACGUCAACAUGUAAAGGUACACACUGGUGAACGACCAUACAGCUGUUCAACAUGUGAAAAGACAUUUUCUCAAAAGACCAAUCUACGUGAACAUAUAAAGAUACACACCGGUGAACGACCUAACAUUUGUUCAGAAUGUGGAAAAACAUUUGUCACAAAGUGUCAUCUACGUAAACAUGAGAGAACGCACACUGGUGAGAGAUCUUACACUUGUGCCAUUUGAUAAAGGGUGUUCACAGAGAUCUGAUUUGAAGACACACAUGAGAACUUGCAGAACAGAGAGGCUAAUUGGUUGUGUUCGUGAGAUAUUUUAAAGAGCCUAGAAUUCCGUGUUGGAGUCUGCUGCUUGCAAAGAGAAAUGAUGUUUAAACUAGAGUAAAUCAUUAGCUGUAUAGCUCCACAGUUUGGCAAAUAGAGGGCUGAAAUUAUUCAAAUGAUUCUAGUGAAGGUUUAAACCACAGUGGAGCACUUCCUUGAUUAACACUAAAUGACAUCACAAGGUGGAACAGAGUGUUUUCUGGUUAAGAGAAGAACCCAGGCCAAAUGUAAAUGUCAUUGAAAUUUUUUUUAUGCAUGAAACGGAUCCAUUUUGCAAUAAGAAAUUGUAUUACACAGUUGUAUAGAUAUUGCUUCUUUUGUUUUGGUGCUACUGUUAUCACAGGAACUUGAGAGAAAUGGGGCCACAGGUAAAUCAUGAACGCUCUCACAUGCUCAAAGACUUUCAGAGUGAGAGACAUGCUUUCGGCAGCUAACAUCAGCUAGCUAACCUGCUGCAUGAGUUAUCUUCAUUAUACAUGUGUAGUUAUGGUAAAUAAAUUCAUGUUCCAAUAUUGCUGUAUGAUGUGCGCAGACAGAAAAACACAAAUAGACUCACUUAAAGACCUCCAAGAUUAGAUUAUUUUACUUUGCAAGAUGGAGUGUGUAGUUAUAUUGUUUUAUUUGUCUUGUAGUUUUCAGUGUUUCAUGGCAUUUGUUAUGGCCAGUACUCGAAGAGUGGUUUAAGACAAUUUAAACUUCAUUAAAAGUUAUUUCACAGCACAUUUAAUGAAAGUUUUUUUGUUUGAAGUUGAAAAUCAAAGUUCAUUCAAGUUGUAUUUAUGCAAAAACUAUUUUAACUUGUACAUUAAUUGCAACCAAAGUUGUAUUCAUUGUAACUAUAAUCUUAAACCAAUGCAGUCAUAAAACAUUUAAUUUAAUAUACAAGAUGACUGAUGUAGCCAAUGAAAAGAACUGCACUGAAAGAAGAACUCAAGCUGAAGCAAAGACAACAGCAAAAGAAUAAGAACAUUGGGUAAAGAGGAGUUUCAAGAAGACGAGCUCAAGGCUCUCACAUGCAGACACAAGGCUGCUCAUGAAAAAUGAAGAUAUGAGGAACUGUAAGAAGAAAACACAUUUAAGGGUACUGUGGACACUCAUUGAGCAACCUACAAAAAUCAUAAGGGAUUCAAAAACCAAAAUAGAUUUGCUCUUUAGUAACAAGCCUGAACAUAUUGACACUUUAUUCUUAUUGCACAAAUUUUAUUCUUAUUUAAAUGACUUUUUAUUCUUAUUCUUAAAUUCUAUCCCGUGGUUGUGGCAUCUUGUAACUAAGAGAAUUUCCCUUCGGGGAUCAAUAAAAGUGAUUCUGAUUCUG